AUGGACCAAUGUCUAAUAAAUUAUUCAUUGACUUUAUUCAUUAUAUAUUGGUAGUUUGUAGAAGCGCGUCCAAACCAAAAAUUGAUAUCAUUAUCAACCAUUUCAGUAGAUUUUCACUGAGAAAUGGAAAGCUUCAAUUUGAGAAAGACGCUGUUCUUCCUCUCCUUCUUUCUCGCAAAGUUGGUGUUUCCCACAAUUUCUCAGCCACCCUUUUUUGACAAAGCUUGCUCCGACAAAGGCAAUUACACCACCAACAGCCCUUUCAAGAAAAAUCUCGACGCCGUACUUUUCUCCCUCUCUUCCAACAAUCACUUUGAUUCCGGUUUCUACAAUGCCUCCUCUGGAGAAAAUCCCGACAGAGCCACCGCUAUGGCCCUUUGUCGUGGAAAUGUUGCCUUUGAAAAGUGCAGGAGUUGCGUGAAUGAUUCAGCUCACAGGAUUAUACAAGAAUGUCCGAACCAGAAGGAAGCUGUGGGAUGGUACCAAGAUUGCCAAAUUCGCUACUCAAACAACUCUAUUUUCGGUGUCAGGGACAGCUCUGUGAUGCGAGCAUAUAUGAACCUUCAAAAAUCUCCAGACCCAAUUGGUUUCAGUCAGACACUGAGGAGCUUGUUGGAUGGACUACGAAACGAAGCCGCCUCAGGGACUUCUACUCGAAAAUCUGCGGCCGGUCAAUUGGCCGUACCUAGUCCCAGUGUGGACACGAUAUACGCUCUUGUUGAUUGUUUUCCUGAUUUGUCAUCGUUGGAUUGUAAUGGUUGUCUCAGUCAGCUUCAAAGCUAUAUUCCCGCUUGUUGUAAUGCUAGCAUAGGGGCGAGAAUAACUGCAACUAGUUGCCAAUUGAAUUAUGAGAUCCAGCCUUUCUUUGAAUUGUCUCCGCCUCCACCACCAUCACAGCCUCCGUCCGUGGCGGCACAGCCUCCACCAUCAGCUGUUAAAGCCCCCUCCCCAACUUCACCUUCAAACGAGGGAAGUAAUGGCAAAACAGCUAGAACGGUUAUAAUUGUUGUGGUCUCCGUCGUUUCAGCCAGCAUUCUCAUUGUUGGCAUUUGCAUUAUUUUGAGACUGAGGAAGCGAAAGCACAAAACAACACUACAAAAGUCUGAGAGUGUUGCUCAUGGAGAUGCUACUAGUGAAAUUAGUACUGCGGUGACGAUUCAAUUUGAUUUUGACACCAUUAAAAUUGCAACAAAUGACUUCUCAGAUGAAAAUAAGCUAGGUCAGGGUGGAUUUGGAGCGGUUUACAUGGGUAAGCUACUUAAUGGACAACAUAUUGCAGUGAAGAGGCUUGCACAUAAUUCACAACAAGGAGAUGUUGAAUUCAAAAAUGAAGUUCUUUUGGUGGUCAAACUUCAACAUCGAAACUUGGUUAGGCUACUGGGAUUUUGCUUGCAAGGACGUGAAAGACUUCUCAUAUAUGAAUUUGUACCAAAUGGCAGCCUAGACCACUUCAUAUUUGAUUUUGAAAAGCGGAGACUCCUGGAUUGGGAAAAACGAUACAAAAUCAUAAAUGGUGUUGCACGAGGACUUCUUUACCUUCAUGAAGAUUCACGCCUUCGAAUCAUACAUCGUGAUCUCAAAGCUAGCAAUAUUUUGUUGGAUGGAGAAAUGAAUUCAAAGAUUGCAGAUUUUGGUAUGGCAAGAUUGUUCAAAGUAGACGAGACUCAAGGCAAUACAAGUAGAAUUGUAGGAACAUAUGGCUAUAUGGCUCCUGAGUAUAUAAUGCAUGGACAAUUUUCAGUGAAAUCAGACGUUUUUAGUUUUGGUAUACUAGUUCUUGAAAUUGUGUGUGGCCAAAAAAACAAUUCUUUUCACAACGGAGAUCGAAAAACCGAAGAUCUCUCCAGCUUUGCAUGGAAAAAUUGGAAGGCAGGGACAAGUACAAAUGUGAUAGAUUCGACACUUAUUGUUGGUUCAAGGAUUGAAAUGAUAAGAUGCAUUCAUAUUGGACUAUUAUGUGUUCAAGAAAAUGUAGCAAAUCGGCCAACAAUAGCUUCAGUGGUUUUGAUGCUAAGCAGUUCUUCUCUCAGUCUCCCGAUACCCUCUGAGCCUGCAUUCUUCAUGGAUAUUAACACCAAUGAAUCUAACUCAGAUGGACGACAUGCCAGUUAUUCUACAGCAAAAUCUAAUCAAAUUUCUGAGAAUGAAGCCUCAAGUACUGAGCUCUACCCUCGCUAAAUCAUCCUUGACAUAUGCCUGGUACAAUAGUAUAUAUGUAACUUUGAAUGUUUUUUAUGUGUCAUUUUAUUUGUAUGUAUUUAUUGUUAAAUAAAGCAUCAUAAUUCGUCUUUAGUGAGAUAUUGUUAAACACAGUUUAUUAUUCAUUUCUUGAAUUUUAUUAUAUAUAACAAACUCUUUAUGCAACCA
Cucumis sativus (cucumber) is the source of this 2367-nucleotide messenger RNA. RefSeq names its product cysteine-rich receptor-like protein kinase 29. The record is from RefSeq and is a predicted model, not a curated record. Gene Ontology annotation, biological process: protein phosphorylation. NCBI's taxonomy places the organism in Eukaryota, Viridiplantae, Streptophyta, Magnoliopsida, Cucurbitales, Cucurbitaceae. The transcript has 7 exons. Gene Ontology annotation, molecular function: ATP binding; protein kinase activity. The coding region runs from base 124 to 2178 and encodes 684 amino acids.